Lathyrus sativus (Indian pea) is the source of this 1116-nucleotide messenger RNA. Lineage: Eukaryota; Viridiplantae; Streptophyta; Magnoliopsida; Fabales; Fabaceae. The record is from the annotation of a GenBank genome assembly.
AUGGAGAUAACUAAUGUUAGUGAGUACGAGAAUAUUGCGAAGCAGAAGUUGCCAAAGAUGGUGUUUGAUUACUAUGCAUCUGGUGCUGAGGACCAGUGGACUCUCCAAGAAAACAGAAACGCCUUUUCCAGAAUUUUGUUUAGGCCGCGGAUUCUUAUCGAUGUGAGCAAGAUAGACAUGACGACUACUGUCCUUGGAUUCAAAAUAUCCAUGCCAAUCAUGAUUGCUCCAACUGCCAUGCAGAAAAUGGCUCAUCCUGAGGGAGAGUAUGCAACAGCAAGAGCUGCAUCAGCUGCUGGAACAAUCAUGACUUUGUCAUCAUGGGCAACUUCAAGUGUUGAAGAAGUGGCUUCAACAGGACCUGGCAUUCGCUUUUUCCAGCUAUAUGUGUAUAAGGACAGGAAUGUGGUUGCUCAGCUUGUGAGAAGAGCUGAAAAAGCUGGAUUCAAAGCUAUUGCCCUUACUGUUGAUACUCCAAGACUUGGACGCAGAGAAGCUGAUAUCAAGAACAGAUUUGUUCUGCCACCAUUUUUGACAUUGAAGAACUUUGAAGGCUUGGACCUUGGAAAGAUGGACCAGGCUAAUGACUCUGGACUUGCUUCCUAUGUUGCUGGUCAAAUUGAUCGUACUCUAAGCUGGAAGGAUGUGAAGUGGCUUCAGACAAUCACGAGCCUGCCAAUUCUUGUGAAGGGUGUACUGACUGCUGAGGAUGCAAGGAUAGCAGUUCAAAGUGGUGCAGCUGGUAUAAUUGUGUCCAAUCAUGGAGCAAGACAGCUUGAUUAUGUCCCAGCCACCAUAAGUGCCUUAGAAGAGGUUGUGAAAGCUGCUCAAGGCCGCGUUCCUGUAUUUUUGGACGGUGGUGUUCGCCGUGGAACCGAUGUCUUCAAGGCAUUGGCACUUGGUGCUUCUGGCAUAUUUAUUGGACGCCCUGUGGUGUAUUCGUUGGCUGCUGAAGGAGAAGUUGGAGUAAGAAAAGUUCUUCAGAUGUUACGCGAGGAGUUUGAGAUGACAAUGACUUUGAGUGGAUGCCGUUCACUGAAAGAAAUCACUCGCGAGCACAUUACUGCAGAUUGGGACACUCCUCGCACUCAUCCACGUGCAUUGCCAAGAUUAUGA